This is a messenger RNA of Esox lucius (northern pike), 1128 nucleotides long. RefSeq names its product sesquipedalian-1. The annotation marks the transcript as partial. Gene Ontology annotation, cellular component: recycling endosome; trans-Golgi network; early endosome. Lineage: Eukaryota; Metazoa; Chordata; Actinopteri; Esociformes; Esocidae. The record is from RefSeq and is a predicted model, not a curated record. The transcript is spliced from 4 exons. Gene Ontology annotation, biological process: endosome organization; receptor recycling; retrograde transport, endosome to Golgi.
AACAGACCUUUACACUUUACUCUAGAGUUGUGCAACUCACCCGUCGACAAAGAAGGAUACCUGUAUAAAAAGGGUGAGAGAAACACUUCCUAUCAGAAGCGCUGGUUUGUGCUUAAGGCAAACUUGCUCUUCUAUAAGGAACGACCCAACGAUCGGGACCUGGUUGGCGUCAUCAUUCUUGAGGGCUGCUCGGUCCAGCUGUGUGAGUCUGAGGAGCAGUUUGCCUUUUCGCUUGUUUGGAACAGCGAACUGGGCCUGCGAACCUACAAGUUUGCCACUGAGGACCAGGCCAGUCAGGAAAGCUGGAUCCGGGCCCUGCUGUCAGCCAACCACAGCUACAUAACAGCAUUAGUCACGGACCUGGAGAAGCAGUAUAAAGAGGCCAAGAAAGCAAUUCCUGGAAACCUAACAAUACCCUCAUUUGUUGGCCCAAACAUGGAGAAGCCAACUCCGCAACUGGCUUGGCUGAACACUGGAGCCUCAACCUUCUUACAGUAUCCAGGCAUGGGAACCAGACAUAGCUCUAGCAUAAAUCAAACACUAAAGGCUCCUCCCAUUUCCUCUAAACCAGCCAAUAAGAGGUCUCCAAAACUCUGGCCCAAGCGAAAUGCAAAUGUUGUGCCUAUUAAUGAACCAACCCCACCUCAAGGGGAGUGGUCAGGGAUAAGGUCAUUUAGUGAAUUGCAUGAGGACUACGGCAAAGAGGUGAAGGAACUGAUUGCUGAAUGGUUAGGAAGGGGAAAGGAAGUUGUCCUUCAGGAAGAGGACUUAAUUGAUUUUGGUUGACUAUGCAUUGGAUAUCACUAUAAGCAUGUAAUAGUCAAAGGAGUCCAUACCAAAUGUAAUGUACCAAAUGUUUUUAUUAUUUUUUAAACUGUAAGGUUUUAACAAUCAACUUCAGUUGUAACUAAGCUGAUUCAGCUUUUCAACCAGCUAAUUAACAGAAUCCAUGAUCUAGAUUAAGGUUGGAAACACCGAACAAGGUUAAAAAGCACAGGCAUUUGUGAAUUGUGAAGUUAAUUAUAAAAUGAUUAUUUUAAUUGUUUUCUGCCAUCAGUGUUAACUGAUUGGAAAAAAAUGUUUUUGCUAGAAGUACAGUGUGCCAGAUUUGAGCCCAUACUGCAACAC